Messenger RNA from Geosmithia morbida, 3504 nucleotides. RefSeq names its product protein-serine/threonine kinase. Gene Ontology annotation, biological process: intracellular monoatomic cation homeostasis; intracellular signal transduction; protein phosphorylation. Bases 1 to 3504 code for a protein of 1167 amino acids. Gene Ontology annotation, molecular function: protein serine/threonine kinase activity; ATP binding. The record is from RefSeq and is a predicted model, not a curated record. The transcript has 8 exons. Lineage: Eukaryota; Fungi; Ascomycota; Sordariomycetes; Hypocreales; Bionectriaceae.
AUGGCAGGCCCCACGGGAGACGACGCCAAUCCUGCUAUCGACCAAAUUUCCCAACCAGAUACGAUCUCGCCGCGCGUCACUAUCGAGAAUCACGAUGGCACAUUCGACAACUCACACCUGGAUCUAUCCUCGGACAGAUCCAACCCUACGCAUCCGGGCCAGCAGCAGUAUGCAAGUCCCACGAGACAGCAUAAAAGGACGCCGAGUGCGCAUAGGGAAAUUAAGGCCGUCAAAGAAUUUUCCAAGACACGUCUACGAAAGCGUGCCCAAUCGAACAUACUUAGGCAAGGUCCGCAUCGAGCCAAGCGAUUCUCAGGACCAAAUGGCCCCUUUUCAAGUCCCUACGAUGUGAGGGCUGUAGAGAAUAACGACGCCCUCUACCUCAUCCGUGAGGAGGUUGCCAUCAUGAAAAAACUGAACCACCCAAACCUCGUCUCACUCAUUGAGGUUCUCGAUAACCCUGAAGAGGAUUCGUUGUACAUGGUCCUGGAGAUGUGCAAGAAGGGGGUGGUCAUGAAGGUUGGUCUCGACGAAGACGUGACCCCCUACAGCGAGGAAACAUGCCGGUACUGGUUCAGGGACCUCAUAUUAGGCAUUGAAUACCUGCAUGCACAGGGGGUUAUACACAGAGACAUCAAACCCGACAACCUUCUGCUCUCGGAAGACAACGUUCUCAAAGUCGUCGACUUUGGUGUGUCGCAAAUGUUUGAAAAAAAAAGCGAGAUGAAGACGAACAAGUCUGCUGGCUCACCCGCAUUCUUGCCUCCAGAGCUCUGUGGCAAGCAUGGCGAAGUCUCAGGUGCGGCAGCCGAUAUUUGGUCAAUGGGCGUAUCGCUCUUCUGCCUCAGAUACGGACGGAUACCGUUCAACCGGGACAGCAUAAUGAAGAUGUACGAGGCCAUCAAAUCCGACGAGCCGACGAUACCUGCCGAUGAGAAUCCCACCCUCAAGGAUCUAUUUAGCAAGAUCCUAGAAAAGGACCCUGAGAAACGGAUACAAAUGCCGCAACUUCGUGAACAUCCAUGGGUGACCAAGGAGGGAACUGAUCCCCUGCUUUCCGAAAAAGAAAACUGCGCUCAUCACAUUGAACCGCCCAAUGAACUCGAAAUUAGCCGUGCAUUCACGCGGAAAAUGAACCAUUUGCUCUACGUCAUGAAAGUUCUCUACAAAUUCAAGAGCUUGCUGGCAAAAAAAAGCCGUGAUCAAAGUACUGGCGAUAAGAGACCAUCGUCUCUUAGGGCUACGACUACAACUCAAGGAACUGGGACGGAAGAACCCGGCUUUGAUCCUAUCGAAGAGAAGGCCAAGGCUGAGGAGAUCGAGGCACUUCUUGAGGCGCGUCGUGCAUUUUUGUGCCGCAGCCAAGGAGCUGACGGAAGGCAAUGCGCCAUCCUCAAUGACUCAGGUCAGGAGUCGGGUGAUCAGGAGAAUCCGACACUCUUUCUAGGCAUUGGCACGGGCGCAAACAGUAACUUUUUCGAUGGCGAUGCCAGUCCCAAUGUUGUGGCCGACUCCCCGACAGCUGUUGAGUUUGACGUGUACGACCGAGCAUACGAGGACGCAGUCAGGAAGCUCGAGUCGAGCCAAGAGGGCAAGCCUACGGUCUACCGUACACGGUUUGUCGAGUACAAGAACGACUCGGGGGAACUCGAGGAGCAGUAUAAUACGACCCUCCCGACGUCUGCGAUGAUCACCACAUAUGAAUCCAUACACCCGUACAUGCCCUCCCUCCUCCUCUUUCCAUACGCUCCCGUCUCAUCUCUACAGAGUGCCGUAUCUGCCGUUCGUUACUUGUACGUUAUGGCGCGCAAGACGCGGGGAGAGGAGGAGGAGGAGGAGGAGGAGGGGAAGGCGACAACUCGAACCCUGCGUCAUUGCACCCCCGCUCCUGCUCUGGUCAUUCAAACCAUUCCCCCACCAUCUCUCACCCUCUUUCUCUUGUUCUUCAUCCGGCGUAUCGUGUCUUCGUUGCCGACACAUUCGGCCGUCGCAGGAACCAUGCCUGCAACAAAUCUCGACGCCUCCAGAAAGUCCACCUCCGCUCCCUCCUCCAAGCCGUCGUCUCUAAAAUCUGCCGAUGGACUCGUCAAGCCCCCCCCAAAACCACAAAAGUCACCCGACCCCUCCAUCGAUGAAUCUACCAAUGCAUUCAACGGCGACUCCUUGUUGAGGCCUGCCGCUGCCGACAAGUCUGAGAAGACGACGACGGUCAAGGAGCGCUUCAGCCGAAUAUUCUCCACUAAGGAGGUCCCCAAGGCACCCAGCAGCGCCAGCAGCGCAAGUGGUGAGCCCAAUGGCCGCGCAAGGGGAUCCUCGCUGAACAAUGGCACCUCGACCCCCAUGUCGCGCAACGAGUCCGCCUCGGACCAAGGGAAGCCGACCAAGCCUUCCCCCACCAAGGAGUCCUUCCAGCGCUUCGUCGUCAACCCGUCCCUGGUCGGCGGCCACGAGCACCACCUCAAGUCAAGCCGCCGGCAGGAGAAGCUGUCUGACAUGUGGCGUACCCUCAUCGGUGGCAAGAGGCAGGAUCUACCGGACAGCGACCUGUCCCUCGUCAACAACUGGGUAGAUGCCCUGCGGCAGGAAAAGGAUGAGGCUGGCGACAGGAGAGGUGGGCCCAACAACACGCCCACACUGGUCGAAAAGUACGGCAAGUGCCACGAGGUUGUCGGCCGCGGCGCCUUUGGAAUCGUUCGCAUCUCCCACAAGAAGAUAGGCGGCAGCACCGAGAAGCUGUACGCUGUCAAGGAGUUCCGCCGCCGCCCAGAAGAAACGGAGAAGAAGUACAGCAAGCGCCUGACGGCCGAGUUCUGCAUCUCCUCGUCGCUCCGCCACCCCAAUGUCAUCCACACCCUCGACCUGGUCAAGGAUGCCAAGGGCGACUACUGUGAGGUUAUGGAGUUUUGCGCCGGCGGCGACUUGUACACGCUCGUCCUGUCGAGCGGCCGCCUCGACAUCCAGGAGGCCGACUGUUUCUUCAAGCAGAUGAUGAGGGGCGUCCAGUACCUGCACGAGAUGGGUGUCGCUCACCGUGACCUCAAGCCUGAGAACCUACUGCUCACCACCCGCGGCGGCCUCAAGAUUACCGACUUCGGUAACGGCGAGUGUUUCCGCAUGGCCUGGGAAGCCGACGCUCACAUGGUCUCGGGCCUGUGCGGUUCCGCCCCUUACAUCUCCCCUGAGGAGUAUACAGACAAAGAGUUUGACGCACGCGCCGUGGACGUCUGGGCCUGUGGCGUCAUCUAUAUGGCCAUGCGCACCGGCCGUCACCUCUGGCGCCUGGCUAAGAAGGACGAGGACGAGUUUUACGCCCGCUACCUCGAGGGUCGUCGCGACGAGGGGGGCUACGGCCCGAUUGAAUCGCUGACGAGGGCCCGAUGCCGCAAUGUCAUCUACUCAGUCCUCGAUCCCAACCCCACCAGGCGUCUCACAGCCGCCCAGGUCCUCAAGUCGGAAUGGGCGCGGGAUAUAACGCUAUGCAAAGCCGGAGAGGAGGGACUGUGA